Molecule: messenger RNA, 1047 nt
Organism: Gilbertella persicaria
Lineage: Eukaryota; Fungi; Mucoromycota; Mucoromycetes; Mucorales; Choanephoraceae
Product: WD40-repeat-containing domain protein
Exons: 4
Coding region: 219-1010 (263 amino acids)
Biological process (GO): protein import into peroxisome matrix
Cellular component (GO): cytosol; peroxisomal matrix
Molecular function (GO): protein binding
Source: RefSeq, a predicted model, not a curated record
GUUUUUUUUCUUUAUAUGUUUACACAGUUUCGUACAGAAGGAUUCAAUGGAUACUCGACGCGUUGGAGUCCCUUUUUCGAGAAUAAACUUGCCAUCGCAACCUCCUCUAACUUUGGUCUGGUAGGUAACGGUAGGCUUUUUAUUAUGGCCUUGGCUGGUGAUGGUAUGGUCGUCGAAAGAGCGUGAGUAUCGUAUAAGAAUAGAAAGACCCUACUUACAUGAAUAGUUAUGAUACUCAAGAUGGUUUAUUUGAUGUUGCCUGGAGUGAAGUCAAUGAAAAUCAAUUGGUCGUAUCAAGUGGAGAUGGUUCUAUCAAAUUAUGGGAUACAACAUUAGCAGACUUUCCUAUUCAAAAUUGGCAUGAACAUCAGCGAGAAGUGUUCUCAGUAGACUGGAAUUUGAUCACAAAAGAUGUAUUCUCAAGUGGAUCUUGGGAUCAUACUGUCAAGAUUUGGAAUCCUCAAUCGCCAAGAUCAUUACAGACAUAUACUGAACACACCCAUUGUGUCUAUAGUACAGCAUGGUCGCCUUAUAAUCCAACAUGUCUUGCUUCUGCAUCAGGCGAUCAAACAGUCAAGAUUUGGGACACACAUAGCCCACGCUCUGUCCAGACUAUCCGUGCACAUCAUAAUGAAAUCCUCUCGCUUGAUUGGAACAAAUAUCAAGACCAUAUGCUUGCUACAGGCUCAGUCGACAAGACAAUCAAAGUGUGGGAUCUACGUCGUCCUGACCGAGAAGUCAUUUGUCUUCCUGGCCAUGAAUAUGCUGUUCGUCGUGUGCGUUGGUCUCCACAUCGACCCAACAUCAUUGGCAGUGCUGCCUAUGAUAUGAGCGUCCGUUUCUGGGAUACAGCAGCACCCCUUGGUCAAAACCUGAUUCAUGUUCAUGAUGCACAUACAGAAUUCGUGCUCGGUCUUGAUUUCAAUCUCUAUGUAGAAGGGCAGGUGGCUACCUGUGCAUGGGAUGAAAGAGUCAAUGUGUUUAUGCCUCCUCCACUCUUAAGGCGAUAAAAAUAAAAUAAAAUAGGUUUUCAAGAAAAGCGAUUUA